Messenger RNA from Hemibagrus wyckioides, 3311 nucleotides. Its product is annotated as mitochondrial fission factor homolog B. Gene Ontology annotation, cellular component: mitochondrial outer membrane; peroxisome. Lineage: Eukaryota; Metazoa; Chordata; Actinopteri; Siluriformes; Bagridae. Bases 246 to 1184 code for a protein of 312 amino acids. The record is from RefSeq and is a predicted model, not a curated record. Gene Ontology annotation, biological process: positive regulation of mitochondrial fission. The transcript has 9 exons.
CCUGUUUCAUGUGAGGCUCUACACGUGUAUUUUGGACUUUUAUGAACUCGGACAAUGAGCUCUUUUUGUUUAUUUCAUCCAAAACACCGCCCUGUCUAGUUACACAAACAAACGAAUCGAAACGAGUUCAAUUCAAACGCGAGUCUUUCUUGCUCGUGCUAGGUUUGUUUGUCAUGUGAGGUCGUUUUAUGUGUCAUCCGUCGCGGUGAAACCUGAGAACAACCACGAAAAUUAGGAAACCCUGGAUGCGCUUCACAGAUCAACUGUCACUGAGCUGCUGUGUUAACAAAGCCCAUUCCCCGGGUUGCGUCCUGACGAUGACUGCUCCGGUGUAUCUCGUCGACGGCUCUCCGCUUCGAGAUCCGCUCUUCACAGCCGUAAUCAGCGAAAGGAUGCGGGUCCCGGACCGACUCAGAGUCGCUCAGACGGCGGUGGAGGAUCUGAAAGCCAGUGCUGAAGAUCUGCCUCCCGCUUUCAGCAUGCAUGUCCCUGACAGACUGGCAUUAACAGAUGCUCCUGACCUGAGUCCACGGCCCCUUUUCUCCCAGCACAACGCUAGAGGUCAUGCGUCUUCAUUGUGGAACCUGCGGCAGGGACCCUGGGAUAGGGAAACAUUCACGCGAGAGCACGCUCAGAGUCCACUACGGAGAUCGUAUAGCGACCAAACUUUUGGUAGAACCCCAUCCGGGACGCCGACACACUCCAAACACUUUUCUUCAGGAAGCCACAGUGCUGGAACGAUGCCCGCUGUACCCACAGACCCACCCCUACCUGAACCCCAGGGGCUCGGUGCAGUUGCCCCAGUCCUCCUGACACCUCAGAGCGUUCUGCAGGCUGCCAAGAAGCUGGGCAAGCAGGCCUCGUACAAAAUCCUCCAGACUGUCACUCAGAAAUACUCCUCCAGGUUUGGUUUCCCAGAAUACCCUCCACCUCAACAAGUUGAGUAUCGCGCUGAUCCUGAUCAGACCAGGACAAGCACUACACAGGAGGUCUGGCGCAGUCCUGAGGAGGAGAGCGGAACUACAGUCGAAUUAAUAGUGCUUCGCCGACAGAUGAUGAAGAUGAACAGACGGAUAGCAAGUCUGGAGAAACAGAACGCCGAACGCAAACAGAGCGAACUGGUGCUCUUCUCCCUGCUGCUUUCUGCCUGCCUGAUCAACGGCUGGCUCUGGAUACGCAAAUAAACCCGCAAAGCCCUCUGGGAGAUCAGCUCCUAACACCCGCUACUUAAUUCUUGCACUUAAUACAGCACUCAGCGUAAGAGCUCACUGUGACCAGAGGUAGGUUCGAAUCAGGGGUGUUGUAUACGAGCGUGAAGUUUAAGGGAUUUAAAGGGAAGAUCACAAGAAUUUCCCACAACACACCACUGUGAUGAUCGUGGGAGAGUGGGAGGGGAAAUGCGUGCAGAUCAGAAGUUUUCUCUCGUUUCUCAUAUCCAAUGGGAAGCUCUGGAGCAGCGUCUCCUGUCGUAUUUCUGACAGUGAAUAUAGUUAGAGUGCUUCAGUUUAGUUAGUAUUAGUUUACUGUGGACUGGGAAUGCAAAGUGGAGCUAAUCACACGAUCUUAUCAAUAGGGGUGUUACAGCAUCAUGGUUAGUCACAAGUUAAAUUUCUUAAGAAUUCUUUUUACCCUGUGGUUGGUUCUCAUCCUUUUCGUGCCUGGGUACGACGCCCCAAUAGCUUGCAUCCCCUUUUGCCCCCAUUUCUGGACUCCCCCAAAUUAUAACGAUUAUAAUUCAUAUUUUUUCUUAACUCAGCAUGAUACCUUUCCUCACCAACACACUCUCUUUCUUUCAGAUAACAGCCUGAUAAAUCCAGUCUGUUUAUAUGAUUUUAUAAAUUCUUGUUCCUGUUUGUUUUUUGUUGUACAUUUAAAAUAAAGGGGCGUUAAGGGAUGUUCACAGAAUUUUGUAAUACAUUUUUGGUUUAAUUUUUUACCAUCGGUGAUGAUUUUUUAUUUUUUUAAUGGACGAUUAACUGUGAAACCGUGACACUCUAGUCAACAAAAUAUCCUAGUACCAUGACUAUUUCAAACCGCAACACUUCCUCCUAACCAUGGGGUUUUUUUUUUUAUUGUUGUAAAAAUGUAAAAAGUUUUGAGCAAACAACAGACAACGUUCACUCCUUGAAUACGCACUUGUGCUUUUAUAUUUCAAAUGCAUAAAUUUUUAUUGUUUUAAACGCUAUACUAGUGUAUCAGAGGUUUUGCAUGCAGCUGAUGUUUGUAAACAAACAAAGUGCCAAGAAAUCAACAACUGAUUGCUCAGUAUAGUUAUUUAUUGAAAAAAUUAAAUUAAAUUUCAUUAAGAAAAAAAAAAAUGUCAAAUGUUAUUUUGAAACAUGUUCAGGAGUAUAAACCAAAUAAUAAAAAGGUCAAAACUGCAAAAUGGAACUGUAUGAGAUGAAUUUUGUAAAAAAUAAAAUAAAAGGAUUUGAUUAAAGAGAAUACAAUUUAAUUACAAUGAAACAAACAAUUGUACAGUAAUAAAUGUUGUCAAGCAGCAACUUGGGUACACACUUGGUGACAAAACCAAUACUCAGGAUUUCAAUGAAAAAUGUUCCUCGCUUGGAGGAUGGGGAGAAAACUAUCCAUCACUGGCCCGAAGUGGGAGAUACUGUACAUCACUCAGGGACAAGACUGUUUGUAGAUUGUCCUGAGCAGGGCUACAACACAUUCUUGUUUUGUUUUCAGUAACAAAAGUAGCAAGACCAUCAAGAACAAUGACUGAACUCUAGGUGGGACCUUCAGGAAAUGAUACGACGACACGAAUAAUCAGCACACUGACCUUUACAUAACUGACCACAGGCACGCCUGAUGUACGAUUUUAAAACAAGGACGUCUCGAGUCCGUCCCAAAAUAAGUCGCCGCUUAAGAUUCCUUUUUCCCAGAAACGUACCUCUAAACGACGGCCACGGAUCCCACCCAAACCUCCAAUCAGCAGCUCUCAGGUCCAUUGUCCGUGCCCAAAACAUAGCUCGAGGCGUUGUACAGAAUUACUGGAAAUGUUUUAGUGUACAAGGCACAUUUGAACAGUGGUCAUUAUCCAUAGUGCUGGAAUGAUUAUUUAUAUCCUCGUUAAGCGAGAACUUGUACGUUAAACACGUGGCUCAAAUGACCAAGAAAACGUACAGAUAAAAAUCUGUGCAGGAAAUGUCAAGUACCAGAUUUAAAUAAUACAGAACAGGUAUUUCUCUGAUGUUUCAUGCUGAAGACCUCUAUUCACUCUCUCUUUCUCUCUCUCUCUCUCUCUCUCUCACACACACACACACACACACACACACACACACACACACACACACAUAUAUAUAUAU